Cyphomyrmex costatus is the source of this 1269-nucleotide messenger RNA. RefSeq lists its product as uncharacterized. Lineage: Eukaryota; Metazoa; Arthropoda; Insecta; Hymenoptera; Formicidae. The record is from RefSeq and is a predicted model, not a curated record. The transcript is spliced from 8 exons. Bases 249 to 1259 code for a protein of 336 amino acids.
AGUAUUUUAUGAAUCGAGAUAACUCACUUUUACAUUAAGAUCAGAUUAGUUUACAACGACUUUAAUGUAUUCUAAGUACAUAAGCACCAGUUUUACCAACGAUAAACGUUACUAGUAUCAAAUUGUUCGCUAAAGAAUACACACGCUACAGUCUAUACUCCUAAUUCAUCUGACGCGUUACUCUGUACAGAAUCUUAUAGAAACAUUCGUUGAUUGUGACUUUUGAUAAAAAUAUACCAAGUAGUGAAAUGGGAAAGAAACAUAUUGACGAUGUCCAACCACUGACAGCAGAUGAACAUUUCAAAUUAAUCCUAGAAGAUAAGAAUGUAAUUGAUUCGGAAGCAACCGAUGUAACGUCCAAUGAUCUUCCAGAAUGGUACAAUAAACAAUUAUACAAAGAAGCACAAAACUUUUAUAAGCGAAACUUGAUGUCGAUAAUAGCAGCAAGUAUGAUGGGAAUUACUAUGGUAUUUACAGUAAAAACAAUACUAAAGGUGCUCUUAUAUACAAAACGAAGUAAUUCUACAUGCUCAGCUUUUAAAAGAUACUUGGAAACUAUAUUACACAUACAUAACUUAUAUAUGUGUGAUCCAAAUGAUACAAAUUCCAAAUGGUACAAAUCGAUGAACGCAAUUCGUUGGCAUCACGUAAUGGCAACCAGGAUGGCAAAAAAGGCUGGUAUUGAAGAAAUAUGUCAAAGAGAUAUGGUUCUUACACAGUUCGCUUUUUUGGGAUAUAUCUUAACUGCAUCUAGGGACUUUGGGCUGAACAAUACAUUGGAAGAAGACGAAGCAUUUAAUCAUCUUUGGCGUGUAAAUGGUUAUAUGUUAGGAAUCACUGACAAUUUGAAUAUAUGUCGCAAAAACGCAAAAGAAACUACCGAAUUAUGUUAUAAGAUCAAAGAUUUGUAUGGAACUUAUUUGAGAAAUGCUUCACCUGAAUUUUAUGAAAUAAUAUUAAAUAUGUUGAAUGCAAUGUGGUACGUUAUUAUGAUAGCGGAUAUAGAUGUUUUCUUAGCUGCUGCAAAUAAAAUACAUGGACUCCCUGAGAAAAAGUUGGGAUGGCGUAGUUGGUUAAUACUACAAUAUACAACAUGGUUACUUUAUUUGUGUCUUGUGCCUUAUAUCAGAAUAAUAGUAAAAGCAUACUGUAACUUGUUAAUUCGUAUAAUGCUUUGGUAUUCACAUUAUUUUCCUAUAUUUAUGUGGAUAAAAUUUGGGAAAAAUAAUGUUCGGCUCAAUCUAUAUCCUAAAUAUUAAUAACUUCGAU